AGUUAGGUAAAUAACCGAGUAGUUACGAUUGAUGUUAUUGGUGACUCGUAUAUUAUAAGCUAUAUAUCGAAGCACUCAUGCAUGAUGCGGUUCCAAAAUGUGACAUAGAUUAGCUGACCUGAAUUCACUCUGCAAGUCUACAGAAGGUUGUAAAGAUCUGCACGAUGGCAGAACCACCAAGUUCAACCUUACAGUCAUUUCCAAAGUUUACAGAACUGAAUGAUCUUGUUAACGAAAAGGUUGGAGGAAAAAUUCUGUAUGCGACUGAUGAUUGGUUUGCUGUGGCAGAAAACUUGCUUAAGUCGGAAGACCCAGUGUUUAAAGUCGGUGAGUUUACAAAGUAUGGGAAGUGGAUGGAUGGUUGGGAAACCAGGAGGAAAAGAAUACCUGGUCAUGACUGGUGUAUCAUAGAACUAGGUGUUCCUGGGUUGAUAAGUGGAAUAGAUGUUGAUACCUCAUUCUUCACGGGAAACUAUUCCCCAAGAGUCUCAAUCCAGGCAGCUAUUCUCUCAACAGUGGCUGUUGAAAGUAUCCCCAAAAGAAAAAGUAAAAUGGGUACUGCUACUACCAUGCUAAUGUCUGACCAGAUCCAGAAGCUGAAAUCUGAAGAAUGGAAAGAACUGGUGCCAAUAACCCCUUUAAAGCCUGGCUACAAAACUUCAUGUCACAACUUCUUUGAGGUUCAUAGUACGGAGAGAUGGACCCAUAUCAGACUGAACAUGUACCCUGAUGGUGGGAUAGCUCGAUUAAGAGUUUUUGGAAGAUCUAUCCCGAACUGGUCCAAAAUCGGAAAGAAUGCUAUUAUAGACUUGGUUGCUUUGGAGAACGGAGGCACAUGUAUUGGUUACAGCAAUGUCCACUUUGGUCACGCUCGUAACUUGAUUCAGCCAGGGAAAGCUGAGACAAUGGCGGAUGGCUGGGAGACUGCACGCAAGCCGGAUAGACCAGCCAUUUUAGAAGCGGAUGAUGAAGGGAUUCUUCAAGUUCCAGGGGAUGACUGGUGUGUGUUUCGAUUGGGCCAUCCAGGAAUUGUAACAAAGGUUAUCAUAGACACAAACCACUUUAAAGGAAAUUACCCAGACUCCUGCCAGAUUGAAGCCUGCAAUAUCACAGAGGAGGAGGAGGAAGAAACCAUGAAGGAGAUGAGUGGAGGACCGUGGAAAAUCCUUCUUCCGCCCAAGAAACUGUACGCCCAUCAGGAACACGAAUUCGGCCGACAGAAUAUUACGAACUGUGGGGUGGUGAACUACGUCCGCCUCACCAUGGCUCCAGACGGCGGCAUUAGUCGAAUGAGACUGUUUGGGUAUAUCAAGGACGCGGAUGAUUCUGAAGGACCAGUAUUCAGUGGACUAGCAGAAAAUGAAGAGAUUUCGGAAAACAAUGGACCCAAACCGAAGAAAAGGAAAACGGCCGAGUAGAGGGGGACCAACUCUUAAGUGGCAGUUAACAUUUGUUGAUUACAGCAGUACGUGUAAUGUUCUGUCGUUUGUCAUAUUCUGUGUACCUAUAACAUUAUCUACAAAGAUCUCAAUAAUCAUAGAUUUCAAAAAUUAAAUGAUUACAAUUUCAUCAUCCAUCUUGAUGCUUUUAUAAAAUGUGUUACUUGUAACAUAAACGCUUCCCCAUAACAAUAUCAAUUAAUUUGUUCACGAUGGUGCGAUAUUUUAGAAUUGAUUUAUAUAGUUGGUGUUUAAAGAUUAGUAAGCUCUUUGAUGAUUUGCUUAGUUAAUGUGUAGUACCUCUUUGUAUCAGUAUUAGAUCUGGAUUAUAUGCGCAGAGGGUUUGUUGGUGCUAAAUGCGUAUACCUUUCAUAAUAUACAUGUACUAGUAGUCCAGGACACGUUUAUGAACAUGUGCGUUUGUGUCAUGUUGAGUAAUUCAUAUUCAAGGUUGUGAUUGGGAUAAGAUAAGAAAUCUCUUUUAAAAGCAUUAUUUUAUUGUUUGAAUUGAUUUUUAUACAUGUAUACUCAUGUAUAUACAAAACACCUCAAAUAUAAGAAUGGAAUAGAUCUAUAUAUUUGUAUAUUUUAAAUGGAUAUAUAUAUAUAUUUUGAAUAAACUAUAUGAUAUUUGAAAA
Messenger RNA from Ostrea edulis (European flat oyster), 2077 nucleotides. Its product is annotated as allantoicase-like. The transcript has 15 exons. Gene Ontology annotation, biological process: allantoin catabolic process. Lineage: Eukaryota; Metazoa; Mollusca; Bivalvia; Ostreida; Ostreidae. The record is from RefSeq and is a predicted model, not a curated record. Gene Ontology annotation, molecular function: allantoicase activity. The coding region runs from base 165 to 1418 and encodes 417 amino acids.